Messenger RNA from Apus apus (common swift), 1366 nucleotides. RefSeq names its product trafficking regulator and scaffold protein tamalin (gene TAMALIN). Gene Ontology annotation, molecular function: protein binding. Lineage: Eukaryota; Metazoa; Chordata; Aves; Apodiformes; Apodidae. The record is from RefSeq and is a predicted model, not a curated record. Bases 1 to 990 code for a protein of 329 amino acids. Gene Ontology annotation, biological process: signal transduction. The transcript has 8 exons. Gene Ontology annotation, cellular component: plasma membrane.
AUGACCCUGCGGCGGCUGCGGCGGCUCCGGCACAAGGACGAGGAUGCGGCGGCGGCCCCGGAGCGCCCCGCACCCGCCGAUGUCUACCGGGCACUGGCGGCUGCCGGCGGGACCCUGCCCCGAGUGCGCAAGGACGUGGGGUUCAGGUGGCCGUCCCCGAGUCAGUCCCCGGAGGAGCACAGGAGGGUGGUGACACUGGAGAAGAAAGCAGAAGAGACCUUUGGCUUCGAGAUCCAGACCUAUGGGCUCCACCACCAGGACGGGAACAGGGUGGAGAUGUUCACCUUCGUGUGCCAGGUGCACGGCGGGAGCCCGGCUGAGGCUGCAGGACUCAAAACUGGGGACACAAUCACAGGAGUGAACGGUCUCAACGUGGAGGGCAUCCGGCACCGUGAGAUCGUGGAGAUCAUCAAGAGCUCAGGCAACCUGCUGCGCCUUGACACACUCUAUGGGACAUCCAUCCGGAGGGCUGAGCUGGAGGCCCGGCUGCAGUACCUGAAGCAAACGCUCUACGAGAAGUGGGGGGAGUACCGCUCGCUGAUGGUGCAGGAGCAGCGGCUGGUGCGGGGUGUGGUGGCCAAAGACCCCAGCAUCUACGACACGCUGGAGUCGAUCCGCUGGUGCCUGCAGGGCGGGGAGGGGGGGCUCCUGGGGGGCUCCUCCCAGGCCAGCGCCUGCGGCAGCGACGAUUCCCUCUAUCAGACCUGCCUCUUUGCCGACCCCCUGGACGGGGACAAGGACGGGGACAAGGAGGUGGACAGCCUGGGUCCCGCGCCCCCACCCCCCCGCCCCCGGCCCACCUUGGCCCGCAGCGCCAGCCUCAAGUGUGGGGGAGGGGGGUCGGGGGGACGUUUGUGGGCACGGGCCGGGGACCCCGGGGACGGGGCGGUCGCCCCCCGGAGGGGCCGGCACAGCAGCUUCCGCCGCCGGCUCCUCAAGUUCAUCCCGGGACUGAACCGGGCGCUGGAGGAGGAGGAGAGUCACCUCUGAGCGGGGACACUCGCGGCCCCUCCAGGCCUAUUUAUUUAUUUAUUGCUCCACGCCCGCCCCCCACCCCCCCCAUCCCGCAUCCGGGGGCUGAUGGACCGAACACACCGGGGCGACCCUAAGCCGGGGGGGGGGUCCCGGCUUGGCCGUUGGGGGUCGUGGCACCGAGGGACGGACGUGGGGGACCCUCCCCGAAGCGGCUCAGGAAGCCACUGCUCAUCUCAGGAAUGGGUCCCCUCGGUGCUUGGGGACACGGGGGGGCCCUGUGUGUGCUCCCCCAGCUCGGGGGGAUAGGGGGGGUCCCACCCCCGCCCCGCCCACAGGAGCUUUUGUACCGCACCGGCGCGCUCGGCGCUCGCCAAUACAGAGACUUUUUGCA